Messenger RNA from Cavia porcellus (domestic guinea pig), 5259 nucleotides. It is a transcript of the gene Tjap1, whose product is annotated as tight junction associated protein 1. Gene Ontology annotation, cellular component: trans-Golgi network. The record is from RefSeq and is a predicted model, not a curated record. Gene Ontology annotation, biological process: Golgi organization. NCBI's taxonomy places the organism in Eukaryota, Metazoa, Chordata, Mammalia, Rodentia, Caviidae. The coding region runs from base 2981 to 4660 and encodes 559 amino acids. The transcript is spliced from 10 exons.
CAGGUGGGGCUGUGGGGGAGUAAGCAGGGCUGGGCCCACCUCAGUAAUAGAAGCUUGUGUUCUGCCUUUCAUGGGGUGGACAGGGCUGUGAUACUAUUAUGCUGUGGGACAGUAGGGAUCUUCAUAGGGAGUGCCCAGGGCCACUGCAGUGCCACCUGGUCAGAGGGCUGGCUCUUCUUACCUUUAGUUGGAGGCAGAGCCUGGAUUUCAGAAACUCGAGGAGUAGCCAGUUCUCAUGGUAAGGGUGUAGCCCUCUCCAGCCUGCCCAUCUUCCCCAGGUCACAGAGUUCAAAGACUGUCCCGCAGUUGUGCUCAGGACCAUGCUGUGUUCUGUGACCAGUCUGGUGGUCUAGUGGCUGCUGAGGGGCUGUUGGAAGGACUGGUACUUAUUUGAAUUAUUUCUUUCUAACCUGGGUCCCCAGGUUAUUGAGGCAGCACUCUGUAGAGCUGGUGUGUUCUCAAUCAGAGUUGGUUUUCCUUUCAUUCUAGAAGCAGUAGUGAUUAUUAACUUCCACUGGAUUUUCUUUGAGUGUUAGUGAUUUCUGUGGUGAUAUAUGGGUUCUCCCUGAGUCAGACAACUGGGUUUAUUGACCCCUUGAGGUCCCAUACUUGCUUGGUUUAUUGACAUCUGUGAGCAGAAGGACUUAGCAGGCUCAGAAAUAACUCACACCUAGAUACCUAGAUAAACUAAUAGGACAUCAUUCAUUCGUUCAUUCAUUCAUUUUCUCUGCAGUUCUGAGUUGAACCUAGGGCCUUUGCUCUGCAGUUUUGAGACAGGGACUGACCAAAUUGCCUAGGCUAGGCUUGAACUUGCAGUCUUCCUACCUUUAUCUCCAGAGUGCUAGAAUUCCUGUGUGUGCCAUUACAGCCGGCUGGCAUGGUUUUUUAAAUGAAGCAGUGGUGAUGGGCGGAGUGUGACAGGAGGAGACUGUUGUGGACUCAAGUCCUAUCUCCUUGACAUGAACAGAGUGGGGAGACAGCCGGCCUCUGAGCCCUUACAGGAUGCAGGCUGGGGGAUUAACCUUUGGUUCUUCUCCUGGGCCUCAGGCAGACCCUCAAGGGCAGCAGAAGGAAGUGGGAGGCCUCUGGGGCCUCUGGGCCUCUAGGCCUUGGACUUCUUUACUGUUGCCUCUUACAGGUAUAGAUGGUUUGGCAAAAGUCAGGGUUCUGAAGAGGGUGCUCUCCUGUCCCCCUCCAGCUCCUGUAGCAGGCAUCAGAGAUGCCUAGGGAGUUACAAGCACAUACCCACAGAGGGAGCAGGUAGGCUUCUCAGCUCCUGGUCAGGGUGGCACUUUUUGUCCAUUGUGUAAAGGACACUGCUCAGCCAGCUUAGGGUGUGGGUCUUGGUGUCCAUCUCCAGUCUACACUCUGCUCAGCUGUUCAGUGGGUUCACGGCGCAGGUUCCCAUGCAUGCUGAGUCCCAUUCCUAAUGAAAGUAGACUUUGUUCUGAAAGGCAGCUAAUCGUGCCCCAUGGGCUGUAAUCAGGGAGAAGGUAUUUAAUGUGGGGCAGGCGGCAACAGGCGGCCUGCAUGACUGGCAGAUUUCAACAUGGCAAUUAGGGAGCCAUCGCCCCCACCCCUGCAGCUAGAGGUAGCCUCUCCUGGAUCCUUUCUGCGUAAGGGAAGAAUGAAUGUUAUGCAGCAGGGAAGGAGGCGGCCUCAUGCCCAGUGUGGCCCUGGAGUGUGCCUUUCCCCUGGCCUCACUUUCUGGGGGUGAGGAGGGUGCUUGCUGUGUUGGAUGGCUCCUGGAAUGGUGCCAACAGGUUCCAUCCAAAGAGUCACAGGCAGGCUGGGUCAGCCAGAGGCCCCUGUGCCUCACGCUUCUCCUAAGGCAUGGCUGUCCUUGUCGUGGGACCCAGCCUCACAUCCUGAGUUCUCCACCCCAGGUCCUGAGGCGUAGGCAGAGUGGGGAGGACAGCAGCAGGGCAGCAGGAGUCUUCCCUGCUCCUUGCACUGCCGUGGUGCCCUGUGACGCACUCAGCAGCGUAUGCCAUGAGCCCCAGGUGGGCCUUGGCCUUACCUUGCUUGUCAUAGCCCAUUCUCAGUUGUUUGGCUGCUUCCCUGGGGACCCCCCCCCAAUCCUCGUACAGGAUUGGGCUUCCUUCUUGGGCUGCCAUACUCUACGGCCACCUGGGAAUGCUCAGGGGUUAUACCUGGUGGCUGACCUACUGGUGGACCUUGUCCAGGUCUUCUGGUUCACCACUUUUUCCACCUGGGCCUCAGUCUCACUGCCUCUCUGGUUCCCUGUGCUUUAGCCUUGUGUCACCCUCGGCCCUUGUCCAGCCGUUAAUGGUGUCUCCGCCCCCAUGAGCUGAUCUAGAGCGCUUAGCAGAUGUUGGGAAUUGGAGAUGGGACUGGUUGUCUUCAUGAGCCCCCUGUAUUUACUGGAAUGGGGUAGAGAGUGGCUCAGAUCUCCUUAGGCAUUGGAUGUGUCCCCUAGCUGUGACUCUUUGACACUUUGGAAAAGGGCCUCCCACACAAAAUCCCCAUGUGUAGCUACUGUGCAUUUUAGUGCCAGUCCACCCCUGCCCCACCCGACCCCCUCAGACUCUCCUGAGAGUAGAUCUGUGUUGUUGCGGGGCCUGGCUGGGUGGUGGGGACCUCAGGUUAGGGUGAGGCCAGGGGAGGUGAAAGAUGCUUGAGGCCUUCUGUGAGGUGGCUCUGAAUGCAGGGACGCAGCAGAUCUGAGCGUGUCCCGUUCUGCCUGCCCAGUGCUUACACAGGGCCUGGUGCUGUUGGCAGGAGUAGAGACAAGGAGGUGAGGAAGAGGGCUGGGAAGUUAGGUCACAGCAGCAUAAGCAUCUGCCUGACAAGCACAAGGUCCUGAGUUCAGUCCCUAUAUCAAAAAAAACAAGGAGGAGUGCCUGGCUGGAGGAAGUGGAGGGGCCGUGGGAUGCAGAGAGCCAAGGGCUGACUCCCACAGGGCAGAACAGAGCGAGCAGCCGACGCCCAGACGGUGGAGGAGCCCAUACCUCCCAGAAUGACCAGUGCAGCUCCUGCCAAGAAGCCCUACCGCAAGGCCCCACCAGAGCACCGGGAGUUGCGGCUGGAGGGUCCUGGGUCCCAGCUUGAGCACGAGGAGCCUCUGACGGACGCAGAAAGGAUGAAACUUUUGCAGCAGGAGAAUGAAGAGCUUCGUCGGCGCCUGGUCUCAGCCACCCGACGCACUGAGGCCCUUGAGCGGGAGCUGGAAAUUGGGCAAGACUGCCUGGAGCUAGAGCUUGGCCAGAGCCGCGAGGAGCUGGACAAGUUUAAGGACAAGUUCCGCAGGCUGCAGAACAGUUACACAGCCUCCCAGCGGACUAACCAGGAGCUAGAGGACAAGCUGCACACAUUGGCCUCUCUUAGCCACAGCUGGAUAUUUGCAAUCCAGAAGGCUGAGAUGGACAGGAAGACACUGGACUGGGAGAUUGUGGAGCUGACGAACAAGCUGCUGGACGCCAGAAACACCAUCAACAGGCUGGAGGAGCUGAACGAGCGCUACCGGCUGGACUGUAACCUGGCGGUGCAGCUGCUCAAGUGCAACAAGUCCCACUUCCGCAGCCACAAAUUUGCCGAUCUGCCCUGUGAGCUGCAGGACAUGGUUCGGAAACACCUGCACAGCAGCUCUGAGGCUGCUAGUCCGGGUCCUGCUCCCAGCCCAGCCCCUGGGGCUGUGGUGCCCACCUCAGUCAUUGCCCGUGUGCUGGAGAAGCCAGAGUCCCUGCUGCUCAACUCUGUUCAGUCAGGCAGUGUGGGGCGGCCCUUGGCCGAGGAUGUCUUUGUGCACGUGGACAUGAGUGGGGGCUCCCCAGGGGACAUGGCCAGUCCCCCAACCCCCAGUAGUCCCACCCCCCAGCCCAAUGGUGAGUGCCACUCUCUGGAUACUGUGGGGGGCUCCCCAGAGGAGGAGCAGUCCCUGCCAGCCUUUGAGAAGUUGAGCCCCUAUCCUACCCCAUCUCUGCCCCACCCACUAUACCCUGGCCGAAAGGUGAUAGAGUUCUCGGAGGAUAAGGUCCGCAUCCCUCGCAACAGCCCACUGCCCAACUGCACCUAUGCCACACGCCAGGCCAUUUCCCUGAGCCUGGUGGAGGAGAGUGGUGAUCGGGCCCGCCCCAGCCCGGGGCCCAGCAGCCCUGCUUCAGCCCAGGCCUCCCCACACCACCAGCCUGGCCCUGUUGCCCCCAUGCCCAGCAACCCAGCCAGCUCCACUAGCUCUGAAGAAGACUUAUUGGCCAGCUGGCAGCGGGCAUUUGUGGACCGCACUCCACCACCUGCUGCUGUGAUCCAGCGCACUGCCUUUGGGCGGGAUGCCCUCCCUGAGCUGCAGCGCCACUUUGCCCUUAGCCCUGCCGACCAAGAUGAAGUGAUUCUGACACCCUCAGCCCCUCCUGAUGAGAGUGGGCUUCUGCUACUAACAGAACCUAACCGAGACUUCCCCAAGGAGGAGGAAGAGGAAAUGCUGAACCUGCCUGUCAGCCCUGAGGAAGAGCGCCAGAGCCUGCUGUCUGGGGACAGGGGUGCAGAGGAGGGGUCUGGCACUUUGCACACUGAGGGUAGGGGCUGGCCACUCCCUGGCUCCAGCCGCCCCCAACGCAGUCCCAAAAGGAUGGGAGUACACCACCUGCAUCGAAAGGACAGCCUAACCCAGGCCCAGGAGCAGGGUACCCUGCUCAGUUAGGCCAUCCUCAAGGACAGCCUGGCUUGCUGGUCUGGGAGCAGGCAGCCUGCAGAGAGUUGGGCCUGGCCUCUUUCCCCUGACUUGCACAGUUUGGUUCCCUGUGUGAGUGACAGGCUAUGCCAGGCCUUUCAGUUUGACAGUGGCACCAGCUUGCCUCCUUUGUGACUUGUCCUUGUCUUGGAGUAUUUAUUCUCCAGAGUAAUGUGCUGAUGGCCUCAGGCCAUUCUCUCCAUCGACAGCCCAGGUUGGGCUGCCCCAGGACACAAGGGGCUCAUCAGUGUUCAUCCUGACCUCCCUGCAUGUUCCUGGGCUAGGUGGUUCAGGGUGUCACUGGAAUUAACCUCUGGGUGGUUUUCUUCUGCACUGCAUGAGCUGUUGCCCUUCAGGUGCCUGGCCUAGCUCCCUGGGAUGCAGAAGUGAGACUCAGGGCUCCCCUUGCUGCUCCUGUGCCCUGGAUAGGAGAGUGUGGGCUCCAGAGGCCUCAGGCUGGGCUCUGUGUGAAGUCCAGCUCCUCCCAACCUUGGCUCUAGACUGUUACUCCCAGCUUUGGGAACUUUUCACAUUGAUGACUAUUUUAAAAUAAAACUAUUUUACUGGUA